Messenger RNA from Chara braunii, 4901 nucleotides. NCBI's taxonomy places the organism in Eukaryota, Viridiplantae, Streptophyta, Charophyceae, Charales, Characeae. The record is from the annotation of a GenBank genome assembly.
UGGAUUGGACUGCUGAGUGGACCCUUCGUCCUAUCGCUUCUUAUAACAGGGGGACUGGAGCCGGAGACAGUUAACUAGAAUGCCAGAGGAGAUGGCAGACGGCGGGAGAAAGCUUCUAACGCUCGACGACCUCAUCGAUGCCUUGGAUAAGCGCGAGAGAGCGCCGAACAAUGUCCCGAAGGUUGAUACAUUCAAUUUCAAAGGGGAGCGGGUGUCCGACUGGCUAGACCUGGUUGAGCAACCACUGGCAGGAUUGGCGGAUGAAGUAAAAUUUCAGCGGAUUAUGAGAUACGUCUUUCAUAGCCACCAUCAGGAGGUGGGUAGGGUGGUGGACGCCGCAAAUGGCAGCUGGGCAAGGUUCAGGGAGUUGAUGCUAAGAAAGUACAGGCUGGGGGAUGGCUUGUUGACCAUGGCGGACUUGGAAGCCAUGAACAAAGAUGACUUCUCCACGAUCCGGGCGUUCGUGCACGAGUUUAAGAAGAAGGCGAGGAAGGUGCACGAGAUUUCUGAAGAGACGCAGUGUGCCAUAUUUUUGGGUUUGCUUACUGGCACGGAGGCCGCAGAAUUGACAAGCUACGGAGGGGGAAGUGAGAAGCUCACCUGGGCCACUAUUGAUAAAGGAGUGGAAGAGGGGAGUCUGGACCAGGUGGAGCAGCACCAGAUGCGGCUGCAGAGGCGCAAGAGAAAGGAAAGGGAUGCCACCGCAUCUGGGACCCCAGGGGUAAAGAGGAUCGUCACGGACGUGCUGGCGGCAUUGGGGUAUGAUAAUGAGGCGGAAGUGCAGAAUAGAGGGGUGACCGUGGCCCAAGGCCGGGCAUCAGGGGCAAUGGAUGAGGAGGUUGGGCGUGAGGACUAUGGCGGAGAAGAGACGGGUCAGUUUGUGGCCCAACUGCCGCCCUCCCAACAAGCCUCGCAGGCUAGUGUGGCUGGGGGAGGAAACCAAGGGCAAGGUGGCCAAGGCAAUGGAGGCCGAGGCCAAGGGGGUCAAGGAGGCGGCGGCCGGGGUCGAGGAAGAAAUGGUGGGGGUCGCGGAGGUGGUUGGAAUGGCCAAGGGGGCCAGAACCAAGGUGGCCAGGAGGGGGGCCAGGGAUAUGGGAGGCCCCGCUUUGAUUGGCGGAGCGCCACCUGUUGGCAUUGUGGCGCCGUAGGACCCACCAUACGAUUCUGCCAACAGCGGCGGGAUGAUGAGCUGGCAGGGUUAAUCUCCUCUUGUAUGAAUGGGGACAUAUACGGUAAGUGGGGGAAGCAUAUUGACCCCAAGAUCCUGGGAGGGAUCAGGCAAGAGGCCCUUAGGCGAGCGGCGGCAGGGUCACCAGUGACCCCGACCAUGUUCAGGAUGUGGCAGGAGAGAGAAGAUCCGGCCAUAAGAGUCGAGGAGAUUGUGGGGGAUAGCGAGGAGGUUACUCAACGACUAAAGGCAGGGGCUAUAAGGGAGGAGCCCAUAGUCGUUGAUUCAGAUGACGAGAGACAUGAAGGUGAAAGAGAGUCGGCUAUAGUCAUUCUGGAGAAGAUGGAGGAUUUGCUGGAAAAGAUGGGGAGGUACCAGUGGAAGUUGCAGGCCUUGUGUGAAGAAACCCGAGAAUGGAAGGCCAACCUGCCUGAAGUCUUCCUUUAUGACUCUGGGCUUGAACCGUCAUCAGGGCAACAGGGUUGCCUUAGAGUUGCGACCGUAGGGACGGGCCCUAGGUCGGGUAUGACCUACAGGCCCCUCACGUCGCAUGGAAGAGUGCCGCAAGCAGCACGGACCAAGAACCAAAAUAAGGCCAGACCUAGCCUACAGCCCAGCCAGGCGCCCAGUCAGGCACCCCCUCGAAAGGAGCCUGACCCAGAACGCCAGAAGGAGGUGGUGGAGGUUCCGGAGGAAGAGGAAGAGGAUGACGACGAAGAGGAUGAGAGGCUCCGGCAAGAGGAGGACCGGCGGACGGAGCUGAGGGCCAGGAAGAGAGGAGCCCAAGAGGAGGCCGAGCCAAGCCUGCCUGACAGCGUACCUAAGAGGAAGAAGUACGCAGUUCGGAUGGAAGAAGGCUUUGACGUGGAGCGAAUGGUGGACAGGCUCUUGGAAGGCCAUAAUGACCUGAUGAACUUGAAGGACAUCUUGGCAUCAACGCCAAGACUUCGUGGUGAACUAAAAGGAGGACUCUCGCGAAGGUUGGUGCCUAAUGUCCAUCUGAGUACGAUCCUGCCUAGAGAGGUGGAGUGGACUGAGGCAGGGAAAAUGAUGGAUUGGAAGUGUAUGGUGUGCGGGCAGGUGGAUCUGGUGAUAAAGAAUCGGAAGUGCACCGGGAUGGUGGACACGGGCGUGGAGAUGAACAUCAUCAGGGAGAAGGAAGCGUUAAUGUUGGGAAUGAAGAUUGAUCGUUUGGAUCACGGUAUGCUGCACGACGCCAACUGCAAGGCCGCUUUUUGCGGCACGGCGUCCAACGUGAUCAUAAAGAUUGGGAAGGUGAGGGCAAGGACUUGUUUCUUCGUCAUGCCCGAUGUCGAUCAUUCCAUUCUUCUGGCGCGGUCAUUCCUGUGCCGAACUGAGAUGUUGAUCUUCAAUAAGCACGACGGGACGAUGAUCCUGCUCCUAUGUGACCCGGCGUGCGGGAACUAUGAAGUUAUCACUUGCCGAAACACGGGGCCGGGGAGCAGAAGGAAUAGGCCUAAUCUCGGCUCGUUCACCUUUGAGGAGUUGGAGAACGAGCGAAGGACGCUUUGGGAAGUGCCCGAGGAGGAGGAAAGGGCCGAGGUGCUGCCACUGAGCCUUACAGAUGUGAAUAAGGCUGUGGAAGUGGUGUCAACACAGGAUAUGACGAAUCCUGAGGCCAUCAAGGCGCUGAGGGAGCAGGUUCUGGAGAACCCUCAGGUGGGAGAAGUGGAGUUGGUCAAUCGGCUUUCAGGCGGCAGGGGAGGUCCGGCAAUGGCACUGGCACAAAUGGCAAGCCGACCUUUUUUAGGGGACGGCUUAAGCAGGGCUCCCAAAGGCGGUACAAGACAGAGAGAGCCCUAUUUGGUGGGAUUGAUGAAGAAAAGACACCGCUCGUAUGCUUUCAAUGACGACCAGCGUGGGAGGUUGGAUGUGGACAAGAUUCCAAUGAUCCGGAUCCAUACGGUCCCACAUGAACCAUGGAAUCUAAGAGGCGCGCGGUACCCCAAUCCGGACGAGGAGAAGAUGGUGGUGGACUACUUGGACGGCAAGAUGCGCACGCACGUUGCCGACUACUCCAGCGGGCCGUACGCCUCGCCCUGGUUUUGCUUUAUCAAGCCGAAUGGGACGUUGCGGUGGGUGCAGGAUUUGCAGCGGCUGAAUGCCGUAACAGUGCGGGAUGCAGGAGGGUUGCCAAACGCGGAUGCACUGUCAGAGUCGUGCGUGGGGAGGCCUGUAAUUUCGCUUAUAGACCUCUACUCUGGGUAUGACCAAUUUCCUGUGCAUGAUGUGAAGAAGACAGACAAAAUCGUGGAAUGGUCGGGUACCCUUUCGCUCGAUAACAGACGUAAGGAGCUUCCUUGGCACGUGCGGGUUCUGGAGAAGCUUUGCUUUGCCGCCAAGACGGAGCACUUAAGGAAAUUAGUACGCCAGGAUCAGGAAUGGGUUUGGGGUGAAGACCAGGAAGAGGCUGUGGGGCGAAUGAAGACAGAGUUCAAAGAAGGAGGUCUGGUGUUGGGGGCGCCGAACUAUGACGUCAAUGAGGAGAAGUCGUUUAUCAUUGAAAUGGAUGCUGGACCUACUGCCUUGGGAGGAGUCUUGGUUCAGGCGGAUGCCGAAGGAAAGGAGAGGCAGUUGAGGUUCCAGAGUACACACAGUCUGGUGGAGGAAGUGAGGACAAUAGAGGAAGGCCCCACUCAGGUAGAGGAGCAUGAACAACUAAUGGGAGAGAUGUAUCUGCUCACUAAUACGCUUCUGCAGGGAGACUUUGACCAGAGGAGCUCCUUUGGUCAUAUGGGAAGUGGGGACUUCGUCCCAGAAAGUCAGGAUGAUGAGUUCGAAGAAGGAGAGAUCAAGGAAGCCCUCUGUGCAGAAGAGUACGACGGGAUCUAUCUGGAGUUGGGGCUACUCCUUUCCUGCGAAAUGAGGGAUAAAGACGCAAGUGCCAAAGCGCAGAAGAUGAGGCACCUUUACACGAAGACUGGCCCAGUUUUGGCAAAUUGCAUUGAGGAGUAUUACUUACGCUAUCCCUUUGUCAAGGAGUUCGUGAUGGACCGAGGAUCGGAGUUCACUUGUAAUGAGGUGCGAACCUUGCUCGCAGGGUAUGGCAUAGUGGCUAACUAUACUACGACCGCGCAUCCUCAAGCGAACGCUCCGGUGGAGAGGGGGUACAGUACCAUCACAAACCUCUUGGCUAAAUGGACAGAGGGCAAGCCUGGUCAGUGGCCGAAGUUCCUGCGAGCGGCUUUCUUCGUAAAAAAUAUCACGGUGAAGAGGACUACCAAGUACGCACCAGCCACACUAUGGUACGGAAGACAUGCCACAUUUCUCAUAGAGAGUUUCUUGAAGACGUGGAGGCGCCAAGACUUGGAAGUGAACCUAUCCUUCGAAGAACUACUCGAUAUCCGAGCGCGGCAAGUUGGGGCUGCCGAGGAAAGGCUGCGAGAGGCCGCUGGUCAGGUAGAGAGGAAUCGCAUGGAGGACAAGAUGAGAUGGGACCAGAUGGCACGAGUAAGGAAGGAGCCAUUGGCAGUAGGGGAUGUCGUAUUACUGUACGACUCCUCCCUGGAUAAGCAAUGGUCGAGGAAGCUCGACAAGAGAUGGAUGGGGCCCUAUAAAGUCUUGAGGUGUGGUGAGUUUGGAGCCUAUCAGAUCAAGGAGUUGGAUGGGACAGGAUGGCAGGAUUGGGUGUCAGGGACCAGGUUGAAGAAGUUCGUGGCCAGGGAAUAGGUAAGGAGCUCUACAUUCUUCAUAAUGAACUAGUCCUUGAGGU